CCGGGCCGCGGCCGCUGCUGCUCUCAGCGGGAUUUAAUCCCCCCUCGUUUAUCUGGGCCGGUUUUACCCCUUUCUUCCCGCGGCUCGGGGAGCUCCCUGCGGUCGGGCGGGCCGGGAGGAGGAGCCGGGGCGGGGCGGGGCCCGCCUUGGGGCGGUGCCGUUGAGGCGCCGGUUGGGCGGUGCCCGCUGAGGGACGCGGCCGGUGUGGGAUGCAAACCCUCGGUGAGGGCAGAGCGGGGCGAUGCCGCCUCCUGAGGUUUAGAUCUGCACGGGGAAAGGCUCCGGGGUGAGCCAGGUGCGGGUUUCGGUGUCUAAGGGGGCUCCCCUGAGGGGACAGGACACGGGAGAUGGGAUAUCGGGAAAAAUCCCUCUCUGUGAGGUCCUGGCAUAGAUUGUUCCCAGAAGCUGAUGCCUUGUGAAGGCUGAGCUAAAACACAGGCUAGGCAAAAUUAAAGAAUAAAGUAGGGAUUUAUUAAAAGGCCUCAGUGGAUCCACCUUGGGCAGCACAAGAGCCCAGGCAGGGCUGCACCCAAAUGAAGGAUUUUGUGUUGGAGCUGACUCCUGAUUCCUCCUCGGGAAGGGCUGACCAAGGGCCGGCGGCAGCAGCAGCAGAGCCCGUGGAGCUGGAAGCAGAGCUGCAGGAAGGCAUGGCAGAGAGCUGCCCUCCGUGGCCCGGGCUGUGCCAGGGCCCCAGGCAGGAGCCAGCCCCCAGGGCCAAGAGGCUCUCGGACUCCGCGGCGCAGCCGCAGGCCCUGCAGUCAGCCAAGAAGGCCUGCGUGCUCAGCCCUGACUGCAGCACCCCCAGCCCAGCAGGGAACCCCCUGCUGCCUUCCCCAGGCUCUGGCUGCUCCCUUCUCCUGGACGAGAGCGGGCAGGAGGAGCUGGGGGCAGGUUUUGCUGUGCCCAGGUACGACGACGUGGCCAUUUCCCUGGACAUCAGCCGCUGCUUCGACGACAGCGAGCUGGAUGAUUCCCUGCUGGAGCUGUCAGGCAGCGAGAAAGGGAAUUCUCCCUUUGACUACACCGAGGAGGAGAUCCAGGAAAUCCUGGCGGAUGAUUCCAUGGAGGCUGAGCAGCAGCAGCUGGCUGCUGAAAGCCACCUGAGCCAAAGUGAGAGUGGGAAGAGCGAGCAGGCGCAGAGCGGCGGCUGUGAGGCCUCGGAGCUCACACAGGAAGCAAAGGAGCCCCAGGAGCAUCCCUCAGGCAGCUCGGGGUGUGAUCCUGGAUUUCUGGGUGGCGCUGCUGCUCUGGAUGGAGCUCAGAGGCUGCAGCAGGAGCUGGACCUUGACCUGCAGGAGCUGCUGAGCCUGAGCCCCUUCGCCGCCGCCGGCGCCGAUGAGGCUCUGGAGGAACACAGCCUGGAAAGAGAAACUUUGGAUGCCAUGAUAGAUGAUUGCUUGGGAUAUUCCACAGCUGCUGGGAGCUGCGUUCCUGAAAUAUCUUCAGAAAGGGUGAUGCCUAAAGGCCAGGAGGGCCUGGCUCAGGGUUGCCUGGGAAAAUCCCUGCUCUCAUCCGGCCUUCCCUGUGGCCAGAGCAGAGGGGAUGAGAGUCCAGCAUUUGUGUUGCCACUCAAAAAAGAACUUCCCAAAGCAACAGUGAGCUGUUUGUCACGGAAAUCAGGCUCUCCAGAGGAUGCUGAAGGGGAAUUCAGAGGAGCUGAGCAGCCUCCAGGCAGCACUAAAUUAAGGGACACAGCUGUAGGCCAGAGUGGGCAGGAAGAGCCACCCACUUGGAAGAAAAGUGGCAAAGUAAUUCCUGUCCCACAGGAGGAGGAAGAAAGGCCAAAACAACGGACCUGCAUUUCAGAAGCACAGCCUGAGCAAAAGAGACGUUUCUCUCCAGGCUGUGCCAAUCCAAGUGAGGAAAGGUGUGGCUAUUACCUCAGGACUCCAUCAGGAGCUCUCCUUGAGGCUUGUGUGCUUGCUAGAGGGUUUUGAUGCUUUUAGAAAUUUCAUCAGACUUUCUCACAACCUGGCAGAAACCUGAUAAAUGAUUUCCUUGGAUCUCCCUGGAAUCAAAGGGAGUGAAGGAGGAAAUACCUUAUAAAGAGGCACAAACCAUCUGGUUUUACUGUAAUAACAAAGAUCAAUAUCUUAAAAAAACCAGACAGUGUGUUUAAGGUGAUGGAAAGGGAGAGCAGUGUCAGGGAACAGAUGGAGAAACAAAUCUGUGAAAUACAAAUGAACUCUUUGCUAGCAGACUCUGCCUUGAAAGACUCUGGUCUCUUGAUUGAUGCUGAGCUGGCUGAGGAGAAGGAAAACCUUAAUCUUGAAGCAGUUUUUACCUGCCCAAAUUAAUUUUGCUUGGAUGGAGAGUGGGCAGGGAAGGUGCAGGGCUGGGGCUGUGCUGGCAUAAAAGAAAAAUUCCAUUUAGUGGCUGAGCUCAGGGGGGAGAUUUCACUUCAAAGCAAAUGAAAUCCACCUCCAAACCCUAAAUUUCAAGAGAUGUGGGAUGAAGUAAGAAUUGAUAAAGUGGAUUUCUAAGUUCAUGGUGAGGGGAGUAAGAACUUCCCUGUGUUCAGAGUGGGAAACUUCUGGUCCAGGGCCUUUUCUAGUAGCCAAUCUGAAAUAAUCAGAGCUCCUGGUUCCUAAAUGAGUGGAACUUGCCUGAAAACCUCACCCCAAAUCUGUAGUUUGGUCUUGACUGCUGUGGAAGGAAUGAGGACGUGCCCAAGGAGAAAGAACUCCAGAGGUUUUAAGCACUGUGCUGAGUUUCUCCAGCCCCCUUUCCUCAGGCCAAAAGGCCUCUGAGCCCUGGGGUGGAUGGUGAGGCACUGGGAGAAGUUCCUCCACAUAUUUGGUGGGAUUAAUCUGCCCCUGGGACUUCCCCUCUUGGAGAGGAGCUCCAGUCUUUUCCUGGAGUGAGUCAGGGUGAGAGUUUGUCCAAGUCCUUUCUCUCCUCAGGGGUGAAAAGUGCACCCCUGGCAGCAGGAAAUGUUCCCUCUGUUUUUACGACCCCUUUCACCUCUGAUUCAGAAGGCCAAGGGAGGGAAAUGAGAUGUAGGAAGGCUCAAAAUCUGUCAAAUAAAGUUGUGAUUUCUUCCACACUUGCUGCAGACAAUGGGAACUGCUGUGUACAGUGAGAGUUUGCCUUGGAGAACCUCCCUUCCUCCCACACAGCCCAUGGAUUUCUCAAGAAAAACUUCCAAAAAUCCCUUCUAGAAGUCUCAGUUUUUGGCAAGAAGCUGUUCCUUUGGGUGAGCAGGAGCUGAUCCUGCAGUUCCUGAAGGAGGCUGGGAGUGCUGGGAGAGGAGCUGUGAUUCACAUCCAUCCCAUGACUGCAGGAUGGAAAAUCCUUGGAGUUUGGACUCUGCUGUGCUGAGAGCCCCUGGGAAGGGCAGAAUUCCAGGGAACUGGCCUUUCCCUGAGCUCUGGGUGCAAUCCACACCAAGCUGCUUUGAUUGGAGCCCUUCUGCUCACUGCCUGCUCCUGCUGAGCAGUGACAAUCAAACUGUGCAGUGCCAGGGGUGCCAACCCAGUGCCAGGCACUGCUCCUGCCCCAGAGCAGGUACUGGACAGUGCUUGUGCACAAGAGACCUCCAUGGCUGGAUUUUGCAGUUCACAAAUGUGAUUUCCUGAGUUAGGCUCAUCCCUGUGCACAAACAAGAUCAAAAAGAGGCAGCAAAGUUGGGGUUUUUUUUAAAUACAGAAGGGACAAAGCUUUGUAGCACUCUGAGGCCUGCAGAUAACCACGUUCCUUGAAGUAGUUUGGGUUUUAAUCUUGUUUUUCUGAGGCUGCCUGGAGUUGGUGGGGUUUUGUCUUGCUAUUUCAGGACGUGCAAAUGAGAGGAUUUAAGGUGGGUGCAGCACUUUGUGAGGAAAAUUUCCUUUUUGUUUGAAGUUGAACCUUCAGCCUUUGUGGUGGGCCAGGGAGAAGGAGCUUUGCAAAGAAGGGGACCAAGCAGCAGGAAGGAUUCCUGAAAGGAACUUUGAUCUUCCCACUUCUCAAGGUGCCUUCUGAGGAUGUGGUUUCACUUUGAAAAGCUCCUACCAAGAGAAUCAGGUACCAGCUGUGAGCACCAAGGAAAUGGAGAUUUGUUUUCAGAGCUGCUGCUGCUCCAGCCUCACCCAAAUGCUCCUCUGGUGUUUAUUUUAAUUUUUUGACUGACUUUUUUUGCAGAAAUUCCCCAUAUUCCAACCCAUACCCAGUGGGUGAGCAAGAACUUGGCCAAACCACAAUUUCCAGAGAAUUCCUGAACACUUCCAGUGCACUCCCAUUGGAUUUUGCUGCUGGUUCUUGUUCUGCAUUUAGAGGUGUUAAUUGGUCUGGUUUUCAGUGGUUUGAAGUUCCAUUUGUAACUUCUUCUGCAAAAGCAUUUCAUGAGGUUUGCACUUGAGUUUAUAAAUAUUUUGCAGCUUUUAGAUGUUUUUUUUUUUUCUUUCCUGUGCUACUGAGCAACUCCAAAUAAGUUGGAGGUGGAUAGGUUGAUCUCCCAAUGUUCUUCCCAGGGGUGCCAGCAGGGCCUUGUGACUCCUUUAGGUAUUUAUAAGUGGAAUUUUGGAGAGCAAAUGAAGUUUAUUCAGGCAGCAAAUCAUCUCAUAUUUUUAUCAUCGCAAUCUGAUUAUUUUUGGAGAUCUUUUGGCCCAUGUGAUCUUAAAGAAAUCAAAAUUUCAGCUCAGUACUGAAGUUUUUUAACGUUGUGGUUCAUAGAUUUUGUUCUGUGGCACCCAGAGUGGGACAGAACUUUGGGAAACAGGCAAAGUUCCUCCCUGCCCUGAAUGUGCAGUGCCUGAGACAGGGAGAAUGGAAAUCAUUUGAGGUGAAGCUUGGAGCAGAACCUGGCUGCACACAAUGCCAGAAAUGACAGAAUGCAGGCAGGAGGAGCAGCACUUUGGGGCUGGGGCACGGCCUCUGUCAGGGCUCUGUGGUGUGUCGGGUCCUUGGUGCCACCAGGGCCUCUCAUUACCCCUGUAAAUGUUAUUUACAGAGAGCUUUGCAUUGAGGGAGAGGAGAAAUCCCUUGGAAGCACAUGGGACUUGUCAGCAUGUGGUGGUUCAUGGUUUCAAACCAGUGAACCCCACAAAUUCAGUUUUUUGGGAAAGGAAUCCUUUCCCUGUGGUCUGGGGACAGUUUCAGCUGAUGUCCAUGGAAUCCCAGCGUGGUUUGGGUUCAGAGGAGCACAAAGAUCACUCAGAUGCUCUCAGUCAGGGCAGGGACACCUCCCGCUGUCCCAGCUGCUCCAGUCCCUGGCCUUGGACACCUCCAGGGAUGGGAAUGCUCAGCCAGCAGCUCCUGCCGUGCCAGGGAGGUGCUGGUGGUGGCUCCAGCAGUCUCCAUCCCCUGGGGUUUGUGUUCUCUGGGAGUGCAGAGCUCUGCCACCACGCAGCUCUGCCCUUUGGGAAGGAUUUCGGGCUGGGAUUUCCUUCUUUGACACUGCAAGUGAUCCACAUCUGAGUGGUGGAGAGAGGAGGGAUUGUGGAUUGAGCCUCCAUGCAAGGGCAGGGUGGUUUUGCUGUUUGAGAGUAGCCAAGGGCCCUGCUGAUGAUUUUUGCUGUAGUAGAACCCAGUGAUAUCAAUAAAAACUGGAAUAAAACUGGCUUUGUGCGAGCCCUGCGUGAGCUCUGACGAAAUGCCUCACAAUUAAAAAUUUAACAGUGUUCAUCAAUGCAUUGCAGCCAGCUGGAAAACAAUGAGACUGAAAUGAAACCACUGUGUGGGGGCUUUUUUUUGUGCCUUCCUCUCUAAAACUAACCAGCCCUUGCCUGUAAGGAGGAAGAAAUUACAUCCUCAAACGGGAAAUAGUGAAAGCUGAUAAAAUUCUGCCUUUGGUUUGGGAGGAUAUUUAGGCACAGAACAGGUCUGGAUGGUAUAAAUAGGUUUUAAUUAGUUGGUGGCAUUAAAGGUGAGGGUUUUGUGAGUUCAAAAGGACAAAGAUGCUGCAAAGUGUCAAAUGGCAUCGUGGGGCUCUGCCAUUAUUGCCACUCGAUGGCUCUGCCAUUAUUGCCACUCGAUGGCUCUGCAUCCAGCAUGUCCAGAUUCCAAGAAAAAAAGAGGAUUUUUCUGGCUGCCAGCUUUGCUGCCUCCAUCUGGGAAUCUGAAAUUCAAGCUGUGCCUUCCCCGCUGUGUCACUAAUAAUGAAGAUUCUUCAUUUGGAGCUUACUUAACCGAAAUUGGGGCUGAAGGAGAAACCAGCUCCCUUUUCCUCCAGCCGUGUGGGCUGCAGCCCCACCGAGGAGGAGCAGCAUCGUUGGAAUGCCUGAGGUCGCCAGACAAUUCAAGAGACACCAGAUUUGUGGAGCAAACAGAAGAUGUUUCAGCAUAACAAGCGCCUUGAUGGGGCAGCUUUUUAACAAACUGGAAAAGCUGAUUGAAUUUGGUCAGCUCUGCUUCCAGACGAGGCUAUAAUAGCUCAUUACACGAUUUUUUAAAUUUUUUUUUUCUUUUUUUUUGCUGCAAAUCUGGGGGAAAUUCCAUUUGGUGGAACAUAUGGUGUCAUCCUCAGCUCUCUCCUCGGGAAGCUCAGGCCUCGCCGAGGUGCUGUGUUUUGCUGGGGAAGAUGGCUGUGGCAGCUGUGACAUUGGCUUUGCAGUGAUGUCACCUCUCCCAUUUUGGCAAACGCUGCCACCAGCAUCCCUCUCCUCUCCCUUGGCAUCUCCAUCAGCAGCUGAGAUUGUGCUAACACUUCCCUCGUGUAGGUGUUUCCUCCUGGGUUUCUAGUGAAGUGGCAGGGACUCAAAGUGCCUCGUGUUGUCUUUUUGGUUUUUUUCCUGUGCCUGUGCCUGGUGGCCCGGGGGAGGGGGUGACAAGUGGCUGGGGCUGUGUUGUGAGUUGGAAGGACACGCUGUGCAGGAUUGUUUGCUCCACACUUCCUCCCGCGGCUCCUCUUUGCUAAACUCGUGGGGGAGGAAUCUAUUGGUUAAAUUGUACUUGUAGGCAUAAUAUUGCAGGGCUGGGAAGGAGGGAGGAGAGCAAUGCUGAACCAAGCACGGCCUGGCUGUGCUGCCAGAGGUUUUGUUUGCAGCCCCUGCUCCUACUGUGCCCCAAAUCUCUGCUCACUUGGGAAUCGAUGGGAUUCAUCCCGAGGCAGCAGAGAGGGCUUUGCUCUCAGACAUGGGCAGGGAAUCAGCCUCUCCGGGAUCCCUGGCACAGCAGCCCACUCCCACUUGCUGCUUUUUAGUAUUUCUUGAAAGCUCCUUUUUGCAGCUCCCGCUUCCAACAAUGAGUCAAAAUCAGCACUCGGGGCGAAAAACACGUGGGGGAGGUGGGUGGUCUGGGGGGUGUGCGGUGCUGUGGCCCAGCAUGACUUCCCUCGGGGUGUCUCGGGUUUAUUUUUGCUUCUUCUCCUGCCUUUAUUGACUGUAAAACACCUCAGGAGGAUCUUUUGGCAGGCGCUGAUGGGAGUGAGGUCUCUGUUCUAAAGAUGGGUUUAGGGUUGAGCUCACACAGGGGCUGCCUCUCCUGGGUCACAGUGGAAUUCAGUACCCAGACAGCAGUUAAAGCUCUGAUGUUUAUGACCCUCUGAACAGCAGCGUUUUAAGUAACUUUAUUCUCCUCUAACCUUUUCCUAAAGUGUGGAUUUACUCUUCAGUUCAGAGUGGCUGAAAAAUUUCCUUCAAGGGAAUCACUUUGAGUGUUUGGAGUCCCUGUCUGAGCUGAAUUCUGCCAGCCCCCAUUGUUUCUCCUCACAAAUAACAUUUCCUUACUGUCCAAGGCUGCAGUUAUGGGUUAUCAAAUGCAGGUUAUCAAAAUAACCCUGGCACCUCCUGCCACAUGUGAAUAUUGAACUCUGCCCCACACUGACACUUUAGAUUUAAUUCUGCUCUACCAAAUGAGUGAUCACAUCUCUGGUAGGAAAGAAAUAGCUUAAACCUGUCCCUAGGGAACAACAACUGUGGAAAAAAAAGGGUUAUGGUCUGAACUCCCAGGGGCAAGUGGCUUUAAAAGCAGCCACACAACCCCCAAAGCUGCCAAAUUAGCAGGCUGGAUUUCCUCUGGAGCAGCUCUCUCAGGGCUGGCUGCCCCAGGAUUAGGAGAGAGCAUCUCCCUUAUCAUUUUGCACAUGUUGUACCAUCUGUCCUAAAUCUCCCUUUGUAGGGCUGUGCAUUCCAAAUGCUAUUUCUUCCUUGGGAGAUAACAGACGUGGCUGGAGGAUUUUGUUAGGUAGGGCUGGGGUGCUAUUUAUGCUGCAAGUUUUUUUUAGUCCUGCAGCCAGAACCAACUCUGAACCUCCCUGGGUUUCUCCACCCAGAAACUGAGAAAAUAUUUUAUUUUGUAGAUCUGUUUAGGUUUUAGGUCUGGGAAAU
Molecule: messenger RNA, 8243 nt
Organism: Passer domesticus (house sparrow)
Lineage: Eukaryota; Metazoa; Chordata; Aves; Passeriformes; Passeridae
Exons: 5
Coding region: 534-1937 (467 amino acids)
Molecular function (GO): calcium-dependent protein binding
Source: RefSeq, a predicted model, not a curated record